GAACGUCGCGUCGCGCGUCUCGCAGCGGCGAAACCGGUCGUUCGCAGCGCGAGCAGCGGUCGCCGGUCGCCGACGCCGGACGUCAGCGUGAGCUGGGGCAGCGUCGUCUUUUUCCAAGCGCUUUCCUUUCCGUGGGACGCUGUCUUUGGGCCCGCGGGUCUCCAAGACGAAGACGAGACGCCCGAGUCGUGCGCGCUGAGCUGGUCGAUUGUAUUUAUGUUUGUGUGCUGCUUUCUUCUAUCCCAGAUGGUGACGUACAUCCUUGAUAUUUAA
Molecule: messenger RNA, 273 nt
Organism: Saprolegnia parasitica CBS 223.65
Lineage: Eukaryota; Oomycota; Saprolegniomycetes; Saprolegniales; Saprolegniaceae
Exons: 2
Source: RefSeq, a predicted model, not a curated record